Triticum dicoccoides is the source of this 2913-nucleotide messenger RNA. Its product is annotated as putative pentatricopeptide repeat-containing protein At1g16830. The transcript is spliced from 2 exons. The coding region runs from base 176 to 2059 and encodes 627 amino acids. Gene Ontology annotation, molecular function: protein binding. The record is from RefSeq and is a predicted model, not a curated record. NCBI's taxonomy places the organism in Eukaryota, Viridiplantae, Streptophyta, Magnoliopsida, Poales, Poaceae.
CCUGCCGUUUCAGCCUCCUUCCUCCCCACGUAACGCAGCGCCGCCGCCGUGCCCGUGCCGGCGGCGUUUGCUUGCUCUGCUCUCCAUGCAAUUAGGCAGAUAUCACUGAGCUCCUCCCCGCCCGUGUUCGCGCCUGCAAUGCCAUCCUCGCCGUCCCCGCCCACUCGCUGCUUCUAUGCUCCACGCCGCACGGAGGCGGACACCGCCGCUCCCUGCCAGGCUCGCCGCCGCCUUCUUCGCCGCCAAGCCCCAGCCACAGCCCCAGCCGCCCACCCUGUCUCCGCAGAUCGUCGAGGCUGCCGUCUCCCGCUGCCCCUCCGACGCCCUCGCGCUCUCCCUCUUCCUCUGGUGCGCCCGCCGCCCCGCCUACUUCCACCCGCCCUCGUCCUUCGACCGCGUCCUCCCCGCCGCCACGCGCCUCGCCUCCCGCCUCGGCACCGCCCCGGCGCUCCUCCGCGAGCUCCAGAGCCUUGGCUGCCCCAUCAGGCCCCACACCUUCCUGCUCCUGCUCAGGCUCUACUGGCGCGGGGGCCUGUACCCGCUCGUGCUCCACCUGUUCGACGAAAUGCCCCGCUGGGGUUUCCACCACAACGCCUUCGCGCGCAAUGUCGUCCUCGACGUCCUGCUCAGGACCGGCUCCGUCGACGACGCGCUGCGCUUCGUGCAGGGCAACCCGUCGCCCAACUACCUCACCUAUGCCAUUGUCCUGACUCAUCUCUCCAGAGCCGGGGAUUGGUCAGGGAUGCGCGUCUGUUUCACAGCUAUGCUGAGCCAAGGUUUUCUCCCCAGCACCACUUCGCUCGCCUCGGUGUUUGCCUGUUGCAGUAAGGCCGGUACCAUGCCCGAGCUACUGCAGUUGCUGUCGUAUGCGCUUGUCUCGGGCCAGCAGCUCACUGCGGCCAUGUGGACGUGUCUCAUCGCUCGUAUGUGCAGUGAGGGAAGGCUAGACGAGGCCUGUAAAACUCUGGGAAAUAUGGUGCGUUCUGGCUCUUCACCAACAGUGGUGACUUACACACCGCUUGUCAGAGGUCUCUUCCGAGCUGGGAGGCAUGACAUUGCCAGUGAGCUCUUGGGAUCCAUGGCAUCCAACGGUUGCACCCCAGACCUUGUUAUGUAUAAUGUUCUGAUGGACUGCAUGAUGAGGGAGAGGAGGUACGAUGAGGCCAUAGACAUCUACCUACAUCUUCAUGGGAGCCAGAUAAAGCCGGAUGCAUACACUUUGUCUACUUUGGUUCAGGUAUUGCAGUUGUCACGGAACAUAGAUCUUCUCCCUAGGUUAAUCCUGGGCUCGGAUAUCUCUUAUGAUCUUGUGGCUUGCAAUUCUAUGCUGAGUGCUCUGUGCAAGUCCGGGUUUCCAUCCGAAGCCCUUCAGUUCUACAUCGAUAUGAUUGGUUUGGGCAUCAGGCCAGACAGCUACAGUUAUGUUGGAUUGUUGGAUAGUUUGUGUCACUUGGGAAGGAUAGAUCAUGCAGUCAACCUCUACCGCAGUGUUGUCACAAGCAAUCCUGAUUCAGACGCCUACGUCCAUGCAGCCAUCCUCCGUGGCCUUGUUAGAAGGGGCCAGAACAUAAUGGCAUUUAGGAUUCUCAGGGAGGCUGUGCGUCAAAAUUAUGCACUUGAUACCGUGUGCUACACCAUUGUUCUGCAUGGUCUAUUCCGAGGUCAUUUUGUUCAAGAGGCUCGUGAUUUGUUUGACAAGAUGAAGGAUUCAGGAGUUGCUUCCAACACUUGUACAUACAAUGUAAUGCUUCGUGGACUGUGUAGAGCCAGGGAUAUGCUUGCAGUCACGCAGUUACUAACAGAAAUGGAAGGCGCCAAUGUUCAGAUGGAUAGUAUCUCAUUCAACGUGGUAGUUGUGCUCUUAGUGAAAUUGCAGCACAUUAGUUCGGCAACAGCUUUGAUCAGAGAAAUGCUCAAUCUAGGCAUGAAACUAAGCACCAAAACUUGCUGGUUACUUUCUCAAUCAAUUGGUCAUAGAUUCGUUUUGGAGGAUUCCAUCAGUGCUGAAAGUGAUGGGUCUGACUCAACAUGCGAUCUGCUUGUAUGCUCAGCUUCAUAGUCUACUUUUAGACGGAACAAGCAUGCUGUUUCUGGUAUCUCCACUUUGUGAUGUAAUUGAUACAAAAUAUAAACUACUAAAGGCUGGAGAAAUUCUAAAUGAAUUUCUACCGCAAGAUCCUUGCUAUAACAUUUUCCCCUUGAAGCGCCCAACAAAAAUUACCAUAAAUAUUGAAGAGAUGUUUACCUCGUAGGCACAUACCUUUUGAAUAUCAUCCCACCAUUAUUUUGAUAAAUUUUAAAAUGUAUCCGUAACUUUGGGUUCUACUCAGAUGCAGGUUGGUGAGACAUGUGCAGUUUGAUUUAACACCGAGAAUGAGGCAGUGUGCUCUUGGCAAUAUUGAAUCUUUCCAUGACACGAUGCUGAUGUACUCUAUUUCAAGAGGCUUACACCUAAAUGAUUUUGCAAUGCCGCUCAUAAACUAGAUUUGAAAGAAAUUGCAGGUAACAGUAAUGGCACAUGUUUUUAAGGAAAAAAGAUGGCACCUGUAAGGACUGAUGACAGCAGCUGGAAUCUGGAGCUUGCGGGUGAGUGGCCGCCAUGGUUUAGACAUGAGCUCCUUGGGGUGCCCUGGUACUCCAUUUCUGCCAUCGUCGUCCACAUUGUCGUCUGGCCAAAUGGCAUUACCAUAGCCAUAUGUCCCCUUGGUCUCAAAGAGCCAGCGGUUAUGGUCAAACUCACCGGACUGGUUGUUCAUAGUGCCCUGCUUCACCAACGAAAGACGCCUCUCCAUCUUGCCCCCUGGCCCAUGUGGCAGCGACAGAGCCCGUGUCAGCUCAUUGCUGGAGUUGGAGAGAACUUCUUCCCACUCGGUGUGCUUGUAAAGCUCUUUGCACCCGGGGCAGACACCGCCG